This is a messenger RNA of Ictalurus furcatus (blue catfish), 3281 nucleotides long. RefSeq names its product nuclear receptor subfamily 1, group d, member 1 (gene nr1d1). Gene Ontology annotation, molecular function: nuclear receptor activity; RNA polymerase II cis-regulatory region sequence-specific DNA binding; zinc ion binding. The coding region runs from base 63 to 1934 and encodes 623 amino acids. The transcript is spliced from 8 exons. Gene Ontology annotation, biological process: positive regulation of transcription by RNA polymerase II; cell differentiation; negative regulation of transcription by RNA polymerase II. NCBI's taxonomy places the organism in Eukaryota, Metazoa, Chordata, Actinopteri, Siluriformes, Ictaluridae. The record is from RefSeq and is a predicted model, not a curated record.
UUGUCUAGGUUUUACUUUUCAUUUCGACACCUGUAUGACUGGAGCAAAGACUGACUACGACAAUGGAUUCGAACAAUAACAACAACACUGGAGGAGUAAUCUCUUACAUCGGAUCAUGUGGAGGGUCUCCUAACCGCACCAGCCCAGUAUCCAUGUACAGCGAGAAUUCCAACAGCAGUCUGCAAUCAUUUACACAGCCGUGCUUCGGGUCAUCUUUCCCAUCUUCACCUAAUGGUUCCCAUGAUUCUUCACGUAUGUACACCAGCAGCAGUAGCUCCAGCAGUUCAGCAUGUGGUGAAGACGGGAGCUCUUCAAGUUCAGGAGGAUCCCCAAGGGGGCGUGAUGAAAGCAACAUCACAUACAACUCACCAAACAAAUCAGUUGCUACUCUUACAAAGCUAAAUGGAAUGGUUUUACUCUGCAAAGUCUGUGGAGAUGUGGCAUCAGGCUUUCAUUAUGGUGUCCAUGCCUGUGAAGGCUGCAAGGGGUUCUUCCGUCGGAGCAUCCAGCAGAACAUCCAGUACAAAAAGUGCCUGAAGAAUGAAACCUGUACUAUUAUGAGGAUCAACCGCAAUCGGUGUCAGCAGUGCCGUUUCAAGAAGUGUUUGUCUGUUGGCAUGUCUCGUGAUGCUGUCCGUUUUGGUCGCAUCCCGAAACGUGAAAAACAGCGCAUGCUAGCUGAGAUGCAGAGCGCCAUGAAUAACAUGGUGAACAACCAGCUACAGAAUGAAUUCCAACUGGCUAGUCUCAAGACCAGCACCUCAUUCUCUUCAUCAUCCUCAUCUUCCUCAUCUCCCUGCCCAGGUCUGACAGUGGCUUCUCAGCCCCAGCCUUCUGCUGUGCCUCUAGCUCCUUCCCCUUCUCCACCAGCUCCAGCAUCGCCUACUGCUCAAACUGCUCAGAGCCCUCCUCGGAUUGCCACCUCACCACCACUGUGCCCUAGUCCUGGCCUGGACAGUACCAUCACUGCCAUUACCAAAGCUCAUCGUGAGACCUUUGUCUAUGCUCACGAUAAGCUAAGUGCAGCACUACAGCCCCAAAAUGGGGUUGAUCUGGAUGGCCACAACAGUAAUUACUUUGCAUCUGGCUACAAUAUGAAUGGCCACAAUUCAAUAUAUCAGUCUAAUGCAGCUCUACAGUGCAGUGGCUUCAAUCCUGAUAACCAACAACACCUUCAAUCCUCACCAGUCUCCAACCAGCAACAUCAGAGGCUGCCACACCAAAACAAUGGGCAACACAUCCCAAACAGCAGCUGGUAUGGAGCUCAGCAGGGUAACGAGAACAGCAACAAUAUCCCGGUGCAAAGCUGCCCAUGGAAGAACCGCAAGGACAUUUUGCUGGCUUGUCCAAUGAACAUGCAUCCUCAGGCAGAUCCUAACAAGACACCACAAGAGAUUUGGGAAGAUUUCUCCCUGAGCUUCACACCAGCUGUGCGUGAGGUGGUGGAGUUUGCCAAGCAUAUCCCAGGUUUCAGCUCUCUAUCCCAGAACGAUCAGAUCACCUUGCUGAAAGCUGGCACCUUUGAGGUGCUGAUGGUACGUUUUGCAUCCUUGUUUAAUGUCAUGGAGAAGACCGUCACAUUUAUUUCUGGCACCACCUACAGCCUAGAAGCUUUGAAGAGCAUGGGAAUGGGAGCCCUGUUGGGAACCAUGUUUGACUUUAGUGAGAAACUCAGUGCACUUGAGCUCUCCGCAGAGGAGCUGGGUCUUUUUACUGCUGUGGUGCUGGUUUCUACAGAUCGCGCUGGUUUAGAAAAUGUAAAGUCGGUGGAGAUGCUCCAGGACAGCCUGAUUAAAGCCCUACGUACAUUGGUCAGCAAGAGCGCCCCUGGUGAUGUCUCUCGUUUCACCAAGCUGCUGCUCAAACUUCCAGAUCUGCGCACCCUUAACAACAUGCACUCUGAGAAGCUUCUCUCCUUCCGCAUUGAUGCAUGAGAAGCCUUUGGCAGCUGUUACUACAAGCCAGCUGAGUCUAUGGGAGUGGAUUCUGGAGGGUUUAACUGAAGGCUUUACAGAUUUACCAUUGCUGCUCCACCAGCAUAUGCUUGGCUCUGAUGGUGCUCAAAAACUUUAACAAUGAUUACCGGUUUGAAGGGACACACAAGCACUAAGUGCAUCAGAACGGUGACAUGACUAUAUUUUUUUCCCAAGUUUCUCUGUAUCACAUCAAAUUUAAAUCGAGGUACUGUGACCAAUGACCUUGACAUUUUAAAUUCUUAAACUGAAGGACACAAUAUGGCAUGGACUCAAAGGCCCAAUGUACACCUUGCAUUAACAUGAAAUCGACUGGUAACAUUGCCACAUCACAGCUCCAGCGUCCCCAGUUCGAUCCAGCGCUCAGUUUACUGUCUGUAUAGAGUUUUACAUGUUCUCCCAAUGUCCAUGUGGGUUUCAAACACGCUGGCAGGAUCACUGACUCUUCUAAAUUCCCCCUAGGUGUGAAUGUGUGUGUGUGUGUGUGUGUACAUGGUACCCUGCAAUAGACUGACAUCCUACCCAGGGAGUAUUCCCACCUCAUGCCCAGCAUGGGCUCUGGAUCCACUGACCAGGAUAAAGCAGUUAUUGAAGAUGAAGGAAUUAACAUGCAGUUUGCAUUUGAUUUCACUCUUGUAUUUAUCCCUGAUAUUUAUAUACAUAGGAGGGUUAAAUGAUUAUGCCAGGUUCUUAGCUGUUUAAAAAAAAAAUUAUGCAUCGUAGUACUUUUCUUCCUAAUACCAGCCUGAUGCAAACACACUGUAUAGACCGUUUACACCUACCUGACAUCUGAUUACGGUGAGAGCCAGGCUCUGGAUCUCUGGUGGUGGCAUGGCUGAUCCACAUGUUAAUGCAAGGGAUAAAUAGAGCCAAAGCUUCAAGCAAUCUUGGACCUCCAGUCUGCUGGAGUUCAGUCCAUGGGAAUCAUAACCAGAGAGCUGAGAUGAAUAAGGAUAAAGGCAGACAGAACAGUACUUUAUUAUUGCAGUCUGAAUUGGGUUCCUCAAAGACGCUACAAUACACAUCACAUCCCACAUUUAAAGAAUGGACCCGAUCAGUAUUGCAAAGGAAAAAACAAGUCAUGUGAGGGAUCUUAUCCCACCUCUGUUUAAUUCCCUGACACUUUGUAAAAAUGUAUAAAUAUAAAUCUAUACUUACUUGAAAUGUUCCAAAAUGUAUAUAUUCUAUACAUAAAUAUAUUUUUUUGUAAAGUGUAAUUGCUCAGUGAAAAACUAUAUAUGACAAAUGUAUAAGAUGUCCAGUGUAGUCAGAUCUCAUUUACAGUAUAAAUACUUACUCUUAAACAUG